This is a messenger RNA of Zea mays, 1408 nucleotides long. RefSeq lists its product as uncharacterized. NCBI's taxonomy places the organism in Eukaryota, Viridiplantae, Streptophyta, Magnoliopsida, Poales, Poaceae. Bases 339 to 872 code for a protein of 177 amino acids. Gene Ontology annotation, molecular function: metal ion binding. The transcript is spliced from 2 exons. The record is from RefSeq and is marked validated. Gene Ontology annotation, biological process: protein histidyl modification to diphthamide. Gene Ontology annotation, cellular component: cytosol.
CACGCAGGUCGUAGGCUAUCCUCAAUCCCCGAUCCCGUGCGGCGGCGGUUCCAUAGCAACACAGUACGGCAAGACGGCAAGUCCAAGUUUGCAGCGAUUGCAGCUCCACUGCUCCCCACCUUCUCGCCGUGCACGCCUGCGCAGCGCGCGGCGAACGGUUCGUCGGUGCCGUGGUCGUGGUCGUGCGCGAGCGCCUGUCCACGGCGGGCCCACGGCGAGGUGCGAAGCCGCUACAGGGCCCACGGCGAGCACUGACCGCCGAGCGGGCGAGGCCGUGACAAGCACCCACUAGGUGUCCAGCACAACAGCACGCCAGGAACAGUGGUCCAGCUCCCACUAUGGUUCUAACCAGCAAUAUUUCGGUUCAGAAGACCUUGUACGAGGUUUUAUCUGUGAGUGAAGACGCUACAUACGAUGAGAUCCGCGCAGCAUACAGGUCUGCCGCUCUGAACACGCACCCUGACAAAGCGCAGACAACUCUCGAGUCAUCAUCCGUGCCUUCCACUGAGCAACAGGAAUUUUCUAGCGUGCAGAAAGCAUGGGAAGUCCUACGACAUCCUACAUCCAGAGCAUAUUAUGACAAGCAGCUGCAGUCAUCCAGACAAAGCAUCGAGAUCAUCGCAUCUGAAAUCCAAGUCGGGGACAUGAUCGUCGAGAGCGCUGCUGGUGCUCUAGAGCUGCUGUACCCAUGCAGGUGUGGCGAUUAUUUCUCCAUCACUUCGGGUGAACUUAGCGGGAUGGGGAUUGUCGUCACUGGGGAUGGAGAAGAGGUAGAAGGGCUGCAGGCGUCGGAUUCCGGGUCGGCUUCUGUCGUUCUGGGCUGUGGCUCCUGUUCUCUCAAAAUACGGCUGGUUAUAGAUGGAACCUCAUGAUCACAUUUCAGGCUCUGGUUGCGCGCUAUUCAGCAGUGUGGUCAGUUUGAAUGCUUAACAACCACCACCACAUGUUUGUCAAACAGUAUGCAAUUCCUGCUCUGCUGAAAAUCGUGCAGCUUAUCCCAAUGGUGGUUGCAUUGUGAUAAAUGGCGUUUUGACCGUUGUUAUCAGCUAACCACCAUCGUCAAGUCCAGCUGCUGGGAGUUCAAAGCCGGUGGUGGUUAUUCGGUAGAUGUUUAGUUAAUGUUGUUUUUUCUAGGCCAAUUUAAUGGUCUCAUCUGUCAGCCAUUCACUUAAACGAUGGCUAAACUAACGGUUUUUUUUAUUUGGUAUCAGCUGAAUGAAUGCCUGUUGUUUUUGAUAGCUGCUGAUGAGAAAGAAGUGUUGGCUGCGGCCGUUGGUGUUGUAUUGAAUAACUUGUGACCGUAUCUGUACUGCUAAGCAUGGGCAGCAUCCCAUACAGAAGUAGAACGGCUCUGUAUCUGUAUCCUCAGAAUUUGAUAUGCGUAAAACUGUGCCUGCCGUUACCGCCG